AUGGAAAGACACAACCUCAUCGGCUUGUCAGGAGGUGAUGCCUUGCGUGAGCUUCUAUGCAGUCAUCAGGUUAAGCACAUCUUUGGCUAUCCCGGAGGUGCCGCCCUCCCUUUAUUCGACGGCAUCUGCAACGCGACAAGCGUUGGAUUUACCCUCGUUCGCCAUGAACAAGGCGCCGGUCACAUGGCCGAAGGAUAUGCGCGAGCCAGCGGUAAGCCCGGGGUGGUCUUAGUUACGUCAGGACCCGGUAGUUCGAACGCGGUAACGCCCAUGUUCAAUGCCCUCCUUGACGGGACGCCCAUGGUGGUCAUCUGCGGCCAAGUUGGGACGGCUGUCCAAGGGACGGGGGCCUUCCAAAAGAUCGAUGUCAUAGAACUGGCUAAAUCUUGUACUAAAUGGGCAACUUGCGUGCAAACCAUUGGCCAACUUCCGGAUGCUGUGGAAUCGGCCUUUCGCUGGGCCAUGGAUGGACGACGGGGUCCCACACUUAUUGCCGUGUCGAAGGAUGUUGGCCGUGCGGUUUUCGACAUGAACGCACUUACCUGCCCUUCUCCGAAGCCAACGGGCCAACUGGAUCGCAUCGCUAUCAUAACCAACUCCGCCGAACGUCCGGUUAUUGUUGUCGGGAAUGGGGUCCACGCCAGCUCAAACGGUGCAGUAUCCUUAUUGCAACUUGCCGAGACGGCCUGUAUUCCAGUUGCCUCGACACUCCUCGGGCUGGGUUGUUUCGCUCAGACCCAUCCCCUCUCCCUGGGUAUGAUAGGCACAUACGGAGCACCGCCGGCCAAUCUCGCUGUGCAAAACGCAGAUUUGAUUCUGGUAUUUGGGGCCAGAUUGGACGAGCGUGCCGUCGGCAACUCGCAGGGCUUCGCCCCUCGUACCCGAGUCAAGGGAGCUGGGGGGAUCAUUCAAUUUGACAUCAGUCACGACCAUAUCAGAAAGGUUGUCCAUCCGACUGAGGUUGUCCUAGGGGAUCUGUCCGAGACCCUUCCAUUGCUCAUUCCCGAUCUGGAAUCCAGUCCACAGAGGCAGACCUGGCUCGACCAGAUCAAUGAGUGGAAGGCGGAGCACACGGUUAAACGUCAUCUUCCAAUGGCUCCCACACGCCAUUCCUUCGCUUCCCUCCCACAACAAGUAAUCGCCGAAUUGAAUCGACAGACCUCCUAUUUGAAUCCAAACGUCCUAUUAUCUUCCGGGGUCGGUCAGCACCAAAUGUGGGCCGCCAAAUACUACAAGUGGCAACCUGCCUGUCCAUUUAUCACCUCCGGGGGCUUAGGAACAAUGGGAUUUGGACUUCCCGCUGCCAUCGGAGCCAAGAUUGCCCGGCCUGACUGUGAGGUGAUUGAUAUUGAUGGCGACGCCUCUUUCUGUAUGACCAUGGAGGAGCUGCUUACCGCGUCGCAGCAUGGCGUCGCCGUCAAGGUCGUGAUUUUCAACAAUAGCCAGCAGGCGAUGAUCACACAGCUGCAGCAUUCAGGCUAUGGGGGAAGAGAAUGUCAUAAUAGACAGAGCAAUCCGGACUUCGUGACUUUGGCCCGUAGCAUGGAAUGUCAGGGAGCAAAAUAUAUACCCGGGCAGGACCUCUCGAAGUUUGUUCACUGGCUGCUACAGUGCCAGGGCCCGGCCGUGCUGGAGGUGUCGAUUACUGAGACUGAAAUGGUGCCUAUUGUGCCUGAGGGCCGGCCUCUUGAUGAACUGAAGCUGGAAUAGAUGUGCUGCAUUGCCAUGGGCUC
Aspergillus steynii IBT 23096 is the source of this 1733-nucleotide messenger RNA. Its product is annotated as thiamine pyrophosphate-binding protein. NCBI's taxonomy places the organism in Eukaryota, Fungi, Ascomycota, Eurotiomycetes, Eurotiales, Aspergillaceae. Gene Ontology annotation, molecular function: flavin adenine dinucleotide binding; magnesium ion binding; thiamine pyrophosphate binding. The transcript is spliced from 3 exons. The record is from RefSeq and is a predicted model, not a curated record. Gene Ontology annotation, cellular component: acetolactate synthase complex; mitochondrion. Gene Ontology annotation, biological process: L-valine biosynthetic process. The coding region runs from base 1 to 1710 and encodes 569 amino acids.